AAAAAAAAAAAAGAAAAUCUCCGGUUUAUUGAAAUAAUAAUCACAGACAACUUUUAAAACCAUACCAGUCACCUUUUGUCCUAAUGAGAUAAACACAUCCUCGUCAACUCGCCGCUACCAAAACCACCAACGAUGCUCUUCCCCCACAUAAACCCCACGCGCCUCCAUCAACUCCUUCCCUCCCGCCUCCUCUCCUCCUCCGCUGCCCCUCUCCAACAAUACCUCACAACAAACACCCCACCAAUCAAACCAUGGCCAAAGCGUCUAUUCCCAAAGCGUCUAGCCUCCAUGAUCACCCAACAACAAAACACCGACCUCGCUCUCCAAAUCUUCCUCUACGCCGAGAAAUCCCACCCCGGCUUCACUCACAACUACGACACUUACAACUCCAUCCUCUUCAAACUCUCCCGCGCCCGCGCCUUCCACCCCGUGGAGCCUCUCAUGACAAACCUCCGCAACUCCAACAUCAAAUGCGGAGAGAAUCUCUUCAUCGACUUGCUCCGAAACUACGGCCUCGCGGGUCGGGUCGAGGCCUCUCUAAACAUCUUCCUCCGGAUCCCUGAUUACAACGUGAAACGCUCCGUGCGGUCGUUGAACACGGUUCUAAACGUUUUGAUACAGAACAGGAGGUUUGGUUUGGUGCACGACGUGUUUAAGAAGAGUAAAGAGUGUUUCGGGAUAACACCGAAUAUAUUCACUUGUAAUCUUUUGGUUAAGGCUUUGUGUAAGAAGAACGAUGUGGAGAGUGCUUACAAGUUGCUCGACGAAAUUCCUGAGAUGGGUUUGGUGCCGAAUCUCGUGACGUACACGACGGUUUUGGGUGGGUAUGUGGGGAGAGGGGAUAUGGAAGGUGGGGAGAGGGUUUUGGGUGAGAUGUUGGAUCGUGGGUGGGAGCCUGAUGUGACUAGUUACACUGUGCUUAUGGAUGGGUAUUGUAAGUUGGGGAGGUUUUGUGAGGCGGCUAAGGUGAUGGAUGAUAUGGAGAGGAAUGGGGUUGAGGCGAAUGAGGUGACUUAUGGGGUUAUGAUUAGGGGUUUGUGUAAGGAGAGGAGAGCGGGAGAGGCGCGGAACAUGUUCGAUGAAAUGCUUGAGAGAGGUUUCAUGCCGGAUUCUUCUCUUUGUUGUAAAGUUAUCGACGCGUUGUGCGAGGAUGGGAAGGUUGAUGAGGCGUGUAGUCUGUGGAGGAAGAUGUUGGAGAGGAAUUGUAUGCCUGAUAAUGCGCUUCUCAGUACGCUUAUUCAUUGGCUUUGUAAGGAUGGGAGGGUUAAAGAGGCGAGGAAGUUGUUUGAUGAGUUUGAGAAAGGCUCGAUUCCGAGUUUAAUGACGUAUAACACUUUGAUCUGUGGGAUGUGUGAGAAGGGAGAGUUGACUGAGGCGGGGAGGUUGUGGGACGAUAUGGUUGAGAGGAAGUGUAAGCCGAAUGUUUUCACUUAUAAUGUUUUGAUUGAAGGGUUGUGCAAGAAGGGGAAUGUUAAGGAAGGUGUGAGGGUUCUUGAAGAGAUGUUGGAGAAUGGUUGUGUUCCUAAUAAGACGACGUUUUUGAUAUUGUUUGAGGGGUUGCAGAAGUCGGGGAAAGAAGAGGAUGCGAUUAAGAUUGUGUCUAUGGGUGUUAUGAGUGGGAAAGUUGAUAGAGAAUGUUGGGAGCUUUUCUUGAGGAAAUUUGCUGGUGAGUUAGACAAUGGAGUGAUGGUUCUUAAGGAUCUGUUGCAUGAAAUCUCUGGUUCUUGAAGAAGCAAGAGACUCUGGUCAGUACUAAAUGCUCAAAAGGCUUAACGAUCUUGAGAAGGAGAUAGAACAAAGCAUAGAGGCUCAAAGGCUCUUUGUGUGAGAUGAAGUUCAAAAGGGAAGAAACGCAGCGAGUCAAGCCACUCAUGAUUCUGGUUCAAGCUAUCUUACAGUAACCAUCCAUGAGAAUUACUGUAACCAUUCCAAUAAUCAUUGUUACAUUAGUCAAAGUUGUUACAUUAUACAUACACCUAAAAAAAAGUCUGAUCUGAGAAAUUGAAAAACUAAUAUUAAAUUCUGUUGUAGUUAAUAAUAGUGUAAUAUAGAU
Messenger RNA from Eruca vesicaria subsp. sativa (arugula), 2053 nucleotides. The record is from the annotation of a GenBank genome assembly. Lineage: Eukaryota; Viridiplantae; Streptophyta; Magnoliopsida; Brassicales; Brassicaceae.